AUGUCUGCUUCCUCCACCCCACCGCGCACGGUGAUAUGUGUGGGCGACGUCCACGGCUACGUCACGAAGCUGGAGAGCCUUUGGUCCAACCUCCAGGCUACGCUCCCUUGCGACGCCUUCGCCACCGCGCUGGUCAUCUUCCUCGGUGACUACAACGACCGCGGCCCACACACCCACAGGGUCCCCGACUUCCUCCUCGCGCUCCAGACGCGCCACCCGGCGCAGCGCCACGUCUUCCUCUGUGGCAACCACGACCUCGCCUUUGCGGCGUUCACCACGGCGCUGCCGUUGCCGUCGCCGCCCGAUGGCUCCCCGACUCCCCGUUCUUAG
Molecule: messenger RNA, 330 nt
Organism: Miscanthus lutarioriparius
Lineage: Eukaryota; Viridiplantae; Streptophyta; Magnoliopsida; Poales; Poaceae
Source: the annotation of a GenBank genome assembly